AUGUUAUCACAUGUCUCCACACACUGUACUGCAUUUGCUUUGAGUGUACUAUUGUUGGUCUGUGAAGUGAAUGCAGUGUCCAGCUCAGUGCUUGUGCCGCUAGGUUUGCUUGCGAGGAUCGUCAUCCUGGUUGCGUUCAUUGCUGUCACGUGGUGCCAGCCACCGACGGAUGCUGAACGGGCACAAAUUCUCGAGGCUCAUUUGGCAGUUCGCGAAAAUGUGUAUCCUCCUGCCACCAAUAUGAUGCUAAUGGAGUACUCCUACGAGUUGGAGCACCUUGCAGACUAUUGGGCCGCUCUCUGUGAGUUCAAGCAUCCAGAUCCCAAACUGCAUCCACAUUACCGUGGUCUUGGACAAAACAUUGCCAUCAUGGGUGGCAUGACGCCUACCUUCACUGAAGCUGUUUGUGCCUACAGGAGCGAGAACAAGUACUACAACUACUUCAACAAGUCGUGCAGUGGAAUGUGUGGCCACUACACUCAGCACAAUGUGCUUUGCACGAUCACUCCCCCUUCCGAGUGGCGAAGAUGGUUUGGGCGGACUCAAACCUCUUGGGAUGCUCCAUGCGGCAAUGCAAUGGCCUUCGAUCUGACUGGCGCGAUCCGCAGUAUCUCAGCGUGUGUCAAUACAAGCCUGCGUAAGUGGCAUUCUCUCCACCUGCUUUGCCCAUCCUCCUCACCAAUCGAGGGCGACAGAUUGGUGGAGGGGAUGUUGGCUCACUUUUGUAGAGGUAACUACAAAGGCAGACAUCCGUAUGAGUAUGGCAAGAGUUGCAGCAAAUGUCCAGAAGGCUACAUGUGCUACCGCAAUCAGUGUGCCAAAGGCGUGAGAUGCAAACAGGUGUACCCGUUGAUGAGAAUACGGAAUGAGGCCAAUAGAAAGGUGCCGAAAUGUGACAUCUUUAUUUACUGA
This is a messenger RNA of Hydatigera taeniaeformis, 912 nucleotides long. The record is from the annotation of a GenBank genome assembly. Lineage: Eukaryota; Metazoa; Platyhelminthes; Cestoda; Cyclophyllidea; Taeniidae.